AUGACAGAAAAUCCACCCCGGGUGAGCACUAUUGCCAUUUCUGCAACAACUACUCCUGUUAUUACAUCAACGCUACCAGUAGAUACGACAGUUGGGACAAUUAAUGUCUUACCAACUUCUAUGCCACUACCACCACCAAUAUCAGUUUCUACAAUUCUAGUUAUGACUACUCCUAUGAUGCCUAUUGCUACAACGGUCUUAGUACAAGGGGGACCAUUAGCAGCAUCAGUAUCUUCAAGUCCGCCACCCACUAGUUUGCUUGUGGUUACACAAGUAGAGGUCACUACUCCAACCACACAAUCAGUCUUACCUCCUUGGUUGGACAUAGUGGCACCAAAAAGGAAGAAGCAAGUUGUCUCACCAGAUGACUUCGACUUUGAACAAUUAGCUCCUUUGAAGGCAAAGGUGACCAAGAAGCCAAAGACAGUAUCAAGGGUGCUAGUUGAUCUUAGAAGAUGUCCAAGAUCAAAACCUAGUGAGCCUCAACCUUCCGUUCAACCCCAAAAUCCAUUAGGGUUUGACAAAGGUAAGGCCCCUAGUUCUGAGGUUGUUGCAGGGGCUGAUGGAUUUGUUCCUGUCAAGGAUCGCAAUAGGAACAUGGGUCAAAAGAGAACCUUGAAGGAGAGAUUGGAAGAAGAUACGUUCAAUAGAUUUGAAGCCUUGGAUGACCUUAUUCAGCAGGAGGUCAAUUCAGGAUUGAUGAGUUUGGAAUAA
This is a messenger RNA of Cryptomeria japonica (Japanese cedar), 714 nucleotides long. RefSeq names its product classical arabinogalactan protein 9-like. Bases 1 to 714 code for a protein of 237 amino acids. The record is from RefSeq and is a predicted model, not a curated record. The transcript has 2 exons. NCBI's taxonomy places the organism in Eukaryota, Viridiplantae, Streptophyta, Pinopsida, Cupressales, Cupressaceae.